GUCUCUCGUUGACUCCCGUUCGGUAAAGUACCGAUUACCGAACGUCUGUGCCAAUGUUUAUCGUAAUGUUUACAAAUAUGGCGUGUAGUUAGCAAUUUCUCACUGUUUAAGCAAGUAUUAUAAACAAGUUAUUUUAGGGAAACAUAGAAAGAUUUAUUUUUCAUUUUUUGGAAAAAUUUUGUGAUACAUUUUUCUGUGGUGUGUUUUGUGUAUGUGAUUUACUAUGUAUUGCGUAGAGAAAAUUUGGACACCAAGGCUUUAAUUUCGACGGUGACCCAAACACCACGUCAACAUGGCUCAAAAUAACGGCAACUCCUCAAUGGAAAUGGGGACCAGUGACCAGGUCCUGGUUGCCACAAAGAAGUCGAAGAAAGCCGUAUAUGCAGUUGGGUUUGUAGCCAUGUUGGUUGCGAUCGGUGUAGUCAUUACGUUAGUCGUAGUUCUCACGGGUAAUGAGGGAGAUGCGGCUCCACCGAUAGUUACAACAGAAGGACCAACUUUCCCCACAACAACCCCAACAAUACCUACGACAACAACAUCGACAACGACUCCAACAACAACGACAACAGAAGCGCCGACAACUUUACCUCCGCCCCCAGAAAUUGAACUGGAAGAUGUUAUUAACGGUGAAUACUCUGCAUCAACUUUUAACGGAACUUGGAUUUCAGGAAAUGAAAUAUUAUUUAAGGACAGCAACAACAACCUAAUGAUAUACGACGUUGACAGUGGCCCAAAGAUUCUUCUCAGCAACGAGUCUCAAAUAUUGCAGCAGUCCUUCCGUGUGUCAUCAAUUUCACCCGAUCGCAACUUCGUGGUGCUUUCAUUCGACGAAGUUUCGGUUUACAGACACAGUUUCAACGCACGUUACGCUGCUGUUAACGUCGUCACUAGUGAAGUCAUCAACAUCGGCCCCCCAGAUGUGGCAGCAGAAAACGCAACCUUACAGAACUUCGUGUGGGGGUCUAUAGGGACCUCCCUAUCCUUCGUAUACGCCAACGACGUGUACUACCAACAAAAUUUGACGUCCCCACCGCAACAGUUGACGACAUCUGGUCUGGAGAAUGUCAUCUAUCAUGGAGUUCCUGAUUGGGUGUACGAGGAGGAGGUGUACGGUUCCAACAACGCGAUCUGGUUCGCAAAGAACGGCGCGAAGAUGGCGUACGCAACGUUCAAUGACACCGAAGUCCGUGUGAUGAACAUACCACACUUCGGUACUCCUGGAUCUGUCGACGCUCAAUACACCACUCAUCGAGACAUUCGCUAUCCCAAGUCUGGUACUACAAACCCAUCAGUGAGGGUCACCCUACGGGACUUUGCAGCAAAUAGUGAUACAGUUUUCGAAGCGCCAACUGAUCUUGAAGAGCCAAUUUUGAAGACUGUAACAUUUGUGGGAAACGACAGAAUCGCUGUUAUGUGGACAAAUCGAGUUCAAACGUCAUUCAGAAUCGACUUAUGUUCAGAGGCAACUGAAACAGUACCUGCCGCUUGUAACGCGAUCUACAGAUAUACCGAAAACGACGGUUGGAUAGACAACAUACCUUUGCUGUUCAAUAGUCAAGGAAAUGCAUUUAUCACCAUUUUGCCAGCAGCAGUCAACGGUGUUCGCUACAAGCAAAUCGUGCGAGUGAAUGAGGGCACCGUCCUGUGGACUUCUGAGAAUCUCAUCAACACGGCACACACUGUUCUCGAAAUUUUACUGUGGACUGACGAUAACAUUGUUUGGUACAAAGCAACUGGUGUGACAGACAGGGCAGAGCAACACAUUUACAGUGUGAGCCCCACGAAGGAAGUUGCAUGCUUUACAUGCACUAUCGUUCGUCCCGACGGUAAACAGUGUCUGUACAAUGAUGCAACAAUAAGCACCGGUUCCAAUGUCAUCGUCAACUGCGGCGGACCUGAGUUACCACAGGUCUUAAUCUAUGAUAAGAAUGGUAAAUUAAUAUCAGUAUGGGAGGACAACUCGAGGGUGGCAGCCUUGUUGGCAGUACAUACAGUGCCAUUGACAAUUCGUCGAACAAUUUACGGCAUUGGACAGAUAGAACCUGACGUGUUGAUUCAAGUACCAAGAGACUAUCAGUCUCGCACUAAUAUACCACUGUUGGUUUAUGUUUAUGGAGGUCCAGACACUGCUCUAGUCACUAAACAAUGGACCCUGGACUGGGGAACGUCUCUAGUCAACCGCUACGGCAUUGCAGUAGCCCGUAUCGAUGGACGAGGCUCCGGUCUGCAAGGCGUAGACAAUAUGUUUGCGGUGAACAGAAAACUUGGUACCGUUGAAAUCGAGGACCAGAUUACUGUUACCAGCUUUCUCCAGAAAAACCUGGAUUGGGUGGACAGUAACCGCACUUGUAUCUGGGGCUGGUCUUACGGAGGGUACGCCGCGUCUUUGGCAUUAGCUCGCGGUGGUGACGUGUUCAGAUGUGCCAUCGCCGUUGCUCCGGUGGUCGACUGGAAGUUCUAUGACACCAUCUACACGGAGAGAUACAUGGACACUCCACAAAACAACCCUCAAGGCUACGCGAACUCGUCGCUCUUGACCGACGACGUGGUGGAGGCAUACAGAAACAAACGCUACUUCCUCGUGCACGGCACGGAAGAUGAUAACGUGCAUUAUCAGCACGCCAUGCUGAUCUCCAGACUGCUACAGAGGCGGGACGUCUACUUCCAUCAAAUGAGUUAUACAGACGAGGAUCAUGGUUUGGGCGGCGUGAGGCCGCAUCUCUACCACGCAUUGGAGAAGUUCCUAAAAGAAAACAUGUUUUAGAGGCUACGAGGGAAGUAUUUAAUUAGACGUAUUUUCUUAGGAAGAAUUAAUGUUUCUUAAAAUCCAUUCCAAUUAAGUAUUGUUACUAUUAAUAGCUCAUAGAUGUUGCCAUUUGAGUACCUAAUGUAAGAAGACUAAAUGUGAUGAGACAAGAUAGAAGACACCAUAGGGAUUAUUUUUAUCCAGAAAACAACGAAACUAGAUACAAAAAUUAUAGACCUUCUAAAGUUAGAUAAGUUUACCAGUGAAAAUGAAUUGUACGUAAUGUUUUUUUAAAAGAUGUCAAUGGUGAAACCACAAGAAAUGUAAAAAGUAAAAGUGAUUUCCGGCUGUUGGAUGAAUUUCACACCCUAAUAACACAGGCAUUUCGCCUAUUUGGAGAAAAAUAUAUUAUACGUUGGCAGGCGUCCACAGAUUCACAUCGUAAUGCGUAUUGGACAUAUCGCAUUUAACGAAUUUUUAAUUUUACAGUAGAAAAAUUUGUUCGAUGCGACCCGUACUAAGUGGAUUAGUGAACACACUGUUAUGAAUUUCUAUUCUGUACUAAAAUUCGUUAUAAACGAUGCGUCCGAUACGUACGAUCCAGACGGAUAUGGAUCUGUGGACGCCUGACAUAAAUAAGUCGUUUUAAUAACAGUUCGUCAUUAUGUACUUAAUAAGUUAUAAUAACUUGAAAAUAUUUGUGUACCUACCUCACUUUAAGAUAUAUAAAGUUUGACUAAUUGAAACAAAUUUUGGCUUUUAACUAUGAAUUACGAGUACGUGUUUUUAGUAAUUAGAAGACUACGGAUUCGAAUUAAAAUACACAAAUUGUCAAGUAAUAGACCCACCUAAGCCUUUGCAAAAAAUGUGCAAGUUUUAUAGUGUAAUAAAGUUUGCUCAAAAAAAUCGAUAACCAAUAAAAUUCACAUUGAAAAACCUAGCGUUAAUUAAUAGGAAUAUUGUAAAUAUAAUAUUGUUAAAUACUAUUUUAGUCUUACUUGAAUGUUGCCAAAUAAUAUAAUGAUACAGUAUGAAAAUAUGAAAAA
Molecule: messenger RNA, 3792 nt
Organism: Bicyclus anynana (squinting bush brown)
Lineage: Eukaryota; Metazoa; Arthropoda; Insecta; Lepidoptera; Nymphalidae
Gene: ome
Product: venom dipeptidyl peptidase 4
Exons: 18
Coding region: 293-2764 (823 amino acids)
Biological process (GO): proteolysis
Molecular function (GO): serine-type peptidase activity; dipeptidyl-peptidase activity
Source: RefSeq, a predicted model, not a curated record